CGGAAGGAGGCGCUUUCUGGUAGCAGCAGAUUCCGAGGGAAGCGUCCCUGGCAAAGAUGAUUCAGGCGAUUCUGGUUUUCAACAACCACGGGAAGCCUCGGCUGGUUCGCUUCUACCAGCGUUUCCCAGAAGAAAUUCAACAGCAGAUUGUUCGAGAGACUUUCCAUCUAGUCCUCAAGCGGGAUGACAACAUCUGUAACUUCUUGGAGGGUGGAAGUUUGAUUGGUGGCGCUGACUACAAAUUGAUUUACCGGCACUAUGCUACCCUCUACUUUGUAUUUUGUGUGGAUUCAUCAGAGAGUGAACUUGGGAUCUUGGACCUCAUUCAGGUUUUUGUGGAGACUCUGGAUAAGUGUUUUGAAAAUGUUUGUGAAUUGGAUUUGAUCUUCCAUAUGGAUAAGGUGCACUAUAUCCUCCAGGAGGUGGUGAUGGGUGGGAUGGUGUUGGAAACAAACAUGAAUGAAAUUGUGGCUCAGAUUGAAGCUCAAAACAGGCUGGAGAAAUCAGAGGGUGGCCUUUCAGCAGCACCCGCGCGGGCCGUGUCUGCUGUGAAGAACAUGAAUCUGCCUGAGAUCCCACGGAACAUCAACAUUGGCGAUAUCAACAUCAAAGUCCCCAAUCUGUCCCAGUUUGUCUGAGGGUGGAGGGUUGGAGACCUUAAGACAGACAAAGACAGUCAAGUCUGGAAACAAUCCAUUUUGAGCCUUAGAAGAGUCAAGCCUCAGGACCUUGAACCUUUCUGUCUGGGAAGACCAUCUGGCCUGGAAUGGGGAAGGGAUUCAGAUGCCACUGUGUGGAGCACUUAGUUCUCGCACAUACAGUCAUGCCACUGUAUACAUGGCACUGGUGAUGUGAGUAGGCAGUCAGUGUGGCCAGGCCACUUGCACAUUUACCUCCUGCACACAGCUGCUCCCAGGGACUGAGGACUGUGUGGAUCAAGCCCACCUGUGGCCCAGAAUCCCAUCACUAGAGCUGAGUACUUUCUCUGACUAAAAUUUUCUUCUUCAGUACCACAGGCUUCUGAGGUCCUCUGGCAUUUACUUGUGGCAAGCACCUAGGGAAGAGGAUCAGCCCUUCAGACCUUGGGAUGUGGCAAGUAAGGGAAGGGUAUAUAAGAACCACAGACACCUGCAGGCUCUCCUAGGGUUACACCCAGAAUCCUUUUUUAUAACCAAGCUGUCUGGUCAUCGCCUCCUGUUAAAUACAUCCCCUGUGGCUUCAGUUCUGUUCUCACAGGUGUUUAUAUGCAGGACACAAUCUAAAUCAUAAGCCUGGCUCAUUUCACCAUACUUCUGCUGAUAAAGGAGGUACCUCACACCACAGAGAGAUCCUCCUCCCAGAGAAGAGGUCCUGUGACUGUUAGAGGUUAAAGCUGCCAAUGUGUGGAAUAUCCCAGGAUUAUGACUCUUCCCAAGUUUAAAACACAUUCCCUUCCUAAGAGCAGUUGCUGUGUUGUGAUAAUGAGUCCCCCCAUCAGUAGGAGACCCAAUGCCACCAGUGCCAGCCUCUAGAACAUGCGAUCUGGGGCCCCUUGCAGGGUCCAGACCAGGAACACACUGGUGAAGACUGGAGCAGUGCUGCAUCUUCUCCCUCCCUGAGCUUGACUUUGGACACUUCCAGUUCCCUCAGGUGACAGUCUCCCAGGGCUUUGGAGACCUGUAAAUGUUUACAUGCAAAGAGUCUUUCUUCCUAUGGAUAAUUUGAAUCUAAAACCGCUGCUCAUAGUAGGACCUCUUACUCCACAUUGUCCCACCACACUGUCGUGCCGGCCAGGUCUCAGGAAUGAUGAGAGCUGCCUUGAGAUUAGGGAGCUAACUGCACUUUGAUGGAAGUCUCCCAGCCUGGUGUCCCAAACUGGUUCCUCAGGCCUCCUGAAGCUGUUGCAGAGCAGGCCUGAGAUGGUGCCUAGCAGGACUCUGUGUCAGGGCCAUAUCAUUUUUCUUUUCUUGAACAGUACUUCCCAUGGUUUGUGCCCAUUGUUCCUGGAAGCCUCCUGUCCUUACUCCUUCAGCACCACUGUGGUAACCUCAGUGAUAGGCAGUUGACCAGAAGGUAGGCCUCUUGUGGGAAAGGGGGAAGAAUGGGAGAAUCAAUCUGAUGACAAACCCCUCACAACACUCCCCUAAGGGAUUUGAAUUUUUUUUUUUUAGCACAUUGAUAUCCCUUUCAUGUUUGCCAAGUGUGAAAUAGGAAUAAAAUAAGGCAACUGAUGCUAGGCAUGGUGGCAUAUGCCUGUAAUCCUAGCAGCUCUGGAGGCUU
Urocitellus parryii (Arctic ground squirrel) is the source of this 2259-nucleotide messenger RNA. RefSeq names its product adaptor related protein complex 3 subunit sigma 2 (gene Ap3s2). Gene Ontology annotation, cellular component: AP-3 adaptor complex; membrane coat. Gene Ontology annotation, biological process: intracellular protein transport; Golgi to vacuole transport. The record is from RefSeq and is a predicted model, not a curated record. Lineage: Eukaryota; Metazoa; Chordata; Mammalia; Rodentia; Sciuridae.